Lagopus leucura (white-tailed ptarmigan) is the source of this 2057-nucleotide messenger RNA. RefSeq names its product proteasome inhibitor subunit 1 (gene PSMF1). Gene Ontology annotation, molecular function: endopeptidase inhibitor activity; proteasome binding. The coding region runs from base 62 to 877 and encodes 271 amino acids. The transcript is spliced from 7 exons. Lineage: Eukaryota; Metazoa; Chordata; Aves; Galliformes; Phasianidae. Gene Ontology annotation, biological process: proteasome-mediated ubiquitin-dependent protein catabolic process. The record is from RefSeq and is a predicted model, not a curated record.
CGGCUGUGCGAAGGGGAGGGGAGGGCCCGGUCUGGCCGCGCCUGCUCGGUGCGGAGCGGCCAUGGCGGGGUUGGAGCUGCUGUACUGCUCGGCUCAGGCCGGCAUCUCCUGCCCGCAGGAUGCGUUGGUUUGCGGGAUCCACUGGGAGCUGAUCCAGCACGGCUACCGCUGCCUCGGCGCCGGAGAGCAGCCAGGUCCUGAUGAAAGGAAGUCAGAGCUGCUGCCCGCUGGCUGGGAAGCCAACAAGGAGGUGUAUACACUGCGCUACAAGUCUACAGACGAUGCCCAGGAACUGCUGCUGAAAGCCAUUGCGGUGGAAGACAGCAUGAUCCUUAAUGUCAUGGAUCGUCAUUCUCAGAAGGUGGCAGACGUGACCUUGGCAGUGGCUGACUACAUCAACCCAGAGCACCUGAAUGAUUUCCACAAAGUCUACAAGAACAUGGAGGAGUUGAGGACAAGGAUUGCUUCAGGUAUCAUCAGUCCCCUGGGGGUCCCCACAGAAAAGGUCAAGAAGGAGUCCCAGGCAGAGAAGAAAGAUCCUGUCUCCCCCCAGGAUUAUAACCCCCUUGGGAUCCCACCCCGGCACCCUGCAGGCACAAGAGCACCAUCAUGGCCCUCUCCUUUGAACCCCUUCGCUGUUGGUGGGCAGGACCUGGACCCUUUGGGAGGUCGGAGUGGUGGAAUGAUCGUUGAUCCUCUCCGGUCUGGAUUCCCACAGCCUGGCAUUGACCCAUCAGCAGGUCUCCCCGGCCGCCUUCCCCCAGGAGCAGUUCCACCAGGAGCCAGAUUUGACCCCUUUGGCCCCUUAGGGGCUGGUAGGGCUGGGCCAGAUCCCGACCACCUCCCACCUCCAGGCUAUGAUGACAUGUUCAUGUGAGGAGUCACUGAGUGGUUUCUCAGCUAGCUGCAGCCAGAGCAGUUUCCUGGAGCGAGGAGCACUUUCCGCUCUUCAUUCCCUUCUUUGGUGGACUUUGAUCUUUUCAACAGUGAUUUUCUUCUCCCUGCUCAGGGCUGUGCUCCUGUGUUUCAGACUGGCUAUAAAGGUUUCCAUAUGCACAGAACAAAAGAGGAAGCAGUAGGUUCAUUUCUUUCUCUGCUCCUCCAAGGGUAGCUGGCCAUGGGUACGCAGCAGACAUGGGCCAGCCUUGUGCCAGAGCAGUGUCAGGAGCAGCGUGGUGUGCUGAGAGCAGCCCUGGGCUUUGAGGUUUCUCCUCUCCUUCUCCAGGGUGGCAUAGCUUUUGCUGCUGGGAUUAUGCAUACAGUCAGUGGUAAGGAGGGAGCUGGCUUCUUGCCACUCCCGUGCUGGGGAGCUGCAAUAGCGUCGCUGAAAGCUUCAGCUGGAGAAGGCUUCCCAUGCAUGGUGGUUUCUCUCUUGCUCUUUAUCCAAAGAGUGCUGAUCAGUAAUGGAGGGCUAAAGCCCAUCUCACAGGGUCUUUGUGGGCAGACCCCCAGUAGAGGCUCAGGUGGGCUUCUGCAUGGGCAUGCACACUGAAUGUGAAGGGCUCCAACAGCAAAGCCUUGAACAUGCAUGAAAAGAGACAUGCAGUGAAUUCCUGGCAUUAUCUGUCCCCCUGUAGCCAUGCUGUCCUUCAUUCCUGGGGAUGUGUGCCAAACCCACAGGCAGUGUGGAGAGCUGCCUGUUGGGCACCGUGUUGGUUGGGGUGGAACAGGAGGCUUGGGUGCCUACCUGAACUCGGGGUCCAGCACAGUCUCUCUGUGCCUGGUGGAGCUGAAGGAUUUAGGGCUUUGCUUUGCAGCAGGUUUAUAGGAACAUGUUUCACUGCUGUCAGUCCUAUGGCAUGAGACAUGAGACCUGUGUGGCUCUGCCCAGCUGGACUCUGUGUUGCCAUCACCAAACAGCUUGUGGAGGAAGGACAAGACCUGCAUGAGUCAUAGGGUUCUCAGCUCUUUCUGGAACCCCCUCCCUUUCCUACAGCUUCCCCUGUGUCAGAUAAUUUUGGGGCUGGAGCCCCCCAGGAGUUCAAUACUGUAUUUUCUUCUCAUGGUUUGAUUUCUUGGAAAGACGUUCAUGAGUUUGAAAUAAAAAUCUGACAACA